Molecule: messenger RNA, 1836 nt
Organism: Acanthosepion pharaonis
Lineage: Eukaryota; Metazoa; Mollusca; Cephalopoda; Sepiida; Sepiidae
Source: the annotation of a GenBank genome assembly
AUGCGUUCACCUCAGCCGACACUGGGUGCAUUCCUCCGUACCCGCUUCCCACUGAUUCCUUCUAUCGAUCUAUUUCUCUAUCUGUUCAUUAUCUAUCUAUCUAUCUAUCUAUCUAUCUAUCUAUCUAUCUCUGUUCAUUAUAUAUCUACCUAUCUCACUGUACAUUAUCUAUCUAUCUAUCUAUCUAUCUAUCUAUCUAUCUAUCUAUCUAUCUAUCUAUCUAUCUAUCUAUCUCACUCUGUCCAUCAUCUAUCUAUCUAUCUAUCUAUCUGUCUGUCUGUCUCACUAUGUUCAUUAUAUAUCUACCUAUCUCACUGUACAUUAUCUAUCUAUCUAUUUAUCUAUCUAUCUAUCUCACUCUGUCCAUUAUCUAUCUAUCUAUCUAUCUAUCUAUCUAUCUAUCUAUCUAUCUCACUCUGUUCAUUAUAUAUCUACCUAUCUCACUGUACAUUAUCUAUCUAUCUAUCUAUCUAUCUAUCUAUCUAUCUAUCUAUCUAUCUCACUCUGUCCAUUAUCUAUCUAUCUAUCUAUCUAUCUAUCUAUCUAUCUAUCUAUCUAUCUCACUCUGUUCAUUAUCUAUCUAUCUAUCUAUCUAUCUAUCUAUCUAUCUAUCUAUCUAUCUCACUCUGUUCAUUAUAUAUCUACCUAUCUCACUGUACAUUAUCUAUCUAUCUAUCUAUCUAUCUAUCUAUCUGUCUGUCUAUCUCACUCUGUUCAUUAUCUAUCUAUCUAUCUAUCUAUCUCACUCUGUUCAUUAUAUAUCUACCUAUCUCACUGUACAUUAUCUAUCUAUCUAUCUAUCUAUCUAUUUAUCUACCUAUCUCACUCUGUCCAUUAUCUAUCUAUCUAUCUAUCUAUCUAUCUAUCUAUCUCUGUUCAUUAUCUAUCUAUCUAUCUGUCUGUCUGUCUGUCUGUCUCAUUCGGUUCAUUAUCUAUUUAUCUAUCUCACUCAUUAUUAUCUAUCUAUCUAUUUUCAUUAUCUACGUUAAUUAUUUAUGUAUGUUCAUUAUCUGUCUAUCUCUGCUCAUUAUCUAUCUAUCUAUCUAUCUAUCUUCCCGUGAACCGGGGUUUCAGUCCUACAAGCCAUCUCUUGAACACCACCGCUUACGUUCAUCUACUGAACUCUUUUGGUCUGCCCCGUUCUGUUCCUUAUCUAUCUAUCUAUCUAUAUAUCUCUUUCAGUGUAUUCACUUUCUAUCUAUCUAUCUAUCUAUCUAUCUAUCUAUCUAUCUCUUUCAGUCUAUUCAGUUUGUUUCUAUCUAUCUAUCUAUCUAUCGCCUCCAGUGUAUUCACUUUCUAUCUAUCUAUCUAUCUAUCUAUCUAUCUAUCUAUCUAUCUAUCUCUUUCAGUCUAUUCAGUUUGUUUCUAUCUAUCUAUCUAUCUAUCUCUUUCAUCUAUUCAUUUGUUUCAUCUAUCUAUCUCAGUUUGUUUCUAUUCAGUUUCUAUCUAUCUAUCUAUCGCUUUCAGUGUAUUCAGUUUCUAUCUAUCUAUCUAUCUAUCUAUCUAUCUAUCUAUCUAUCUAUCUAUCGCCUCCAGUGUAUUCAGUUUCUUUCUAUCUAUCUAUCUAUCUAUCUAUCUAUCUAUCGCCCAUCUAUUCGCUUUCAGUCUAUUCAGUUUGUUUCUAUCUAUCUAUCUAUCUAUCUAUCUAUCUAUCUCUUUCAGUCUAUUCAGUUUGUUUCUUCUAUCUAUCUAUCGCUUUCUAUUCACUAUCUAUCUAUCUAUCUAUCUCUUUCAGUCUAUUCAGUUUGUUUCUAUCUAUCUAUCGCUUUCAGUGUAUUCACUAUCUAUCUAUCUAUCUAUUACUAUCUAUCUAUGUAUAUAUUAAGUUUUCUUUAA